This is a messenger RNA of Mucor mucedo, 3368 nucleotides long. Its product is annotated as Metalloenzyme, LuxS/M16 peptidase-like protein. NCBI's taxonomy places the organism in Eukaryota, Fungi, Mucoromycota, Mucoromycetes, Mucorales, Mucoraceae. The record is from RefSeq and is a predicted model, not a curated record. Gene Ontology annotation, cellular component: cytosol; mitochondrion. The transcript has 9 exons. Gene Ontology annotation, molecular function: metal ion binding; metalloendopeptidase activity. The coding region runs from base 90 to 3320 and encodes 1076 amino acids. Gene Ontology annotation, biological process: peptide catabolic process.
UUCUAUAUAAGUUUGCAUCGAUUUUUCUAAAUAAACUAGCGUGUGACUCUUUCCCCUUUUUUCUUUUUUUUUUUUCUUUCUCUUAGAAAAUGGUUUCUGCUAUACAUAAUCAUCAAGAUUGGCAAUGCAAAGCAGAAUAUGAAUUAUAUACACAUGCGUUAGAAAAGCCAGCUAAUGACGAGCGUGAAUAUCGGUUAAUCAAACUUGCUAAUCAACUCGAAGUGCUGCUUAUUAGUGAUCCGGAAACGGAUCGUGCUAGUGCUGCACUUGAUGUUCAUGUCGGCAGUCUCAGUGAUCCGGAAAACUUGCAAGGUUUAGCUCAUUUUUGUGAACAUUUACUGUUUAUGGGUACCAAGAAAUACCCCAAAGAAAACGAUUAUUACAGCUAUCUUUCUGAGCAUUCUGGUCAUGCAAAUGCGUUUACCGGAACUGAAAAUACAAAUUAUUUUUUCGAAGUCGGUCAUCAAUUUCUGGAAGGAGCAUUGGAUCGUUUUUCUCAUUUUUUUAUUGACCCGUUGUUUUCAGAGAGUUGUACAGAGAGAGAGUUAAGAGCAGUAGAUUCCGAGCAUAAAAAGAACUUGCAGUCGGAUUGUUGGCGCGUUGCCCAAGUCGAGAAAUGUCUUUCCAACCCGGAUCAUCCUUGGCAUUUAUUCGAAACCGGUAACUUGGAAACACUCAUGGAAAAUCCCAAAAAGCUGGGUCUCGAUAUUCGUACAGAGUUACUCAAAUUUCACGAUAACAAUUACUCUGCCAACAUUAUGAAAUUGACCGUUAUUGGCCAAGAAUCGUUGGACCAAUUGACCCAUUGGGUUGUUGAAAAAUUCUCAAGUGUGACCAAUAAGAAUAUUCCUGUGCCUUCUUUUAAAGGUCAUCCUCUUACAAAAGAUCAAGUCAUGAAGCAAAUCUUUAUCAAAUCCGUUAAAAAGACACGUACGCUGGACAUUACCUUUCCUUUCCCGGAUCAAUCUGCCUUUUACGAGAGUCAGCCCGCUCAUUAUAUAUCUCAUUUAACAGGCCAUGAAGGGCCUGGUUCAGUCUUGUCCUUCCUCAAAAAGAAGAACUGGGCCACCUAUUUAAGCUCGGGUAUGUGCUUUGGUGGCAUUGGCUUCGGCUUUUUCCAUAUCAGUGUGGAUUUAACCGAACAGGGAAUCGCUCAUUAUCAAGAUGUAGUGGUUGCCAUUUUCCAAUAUAUCGAAAUGAUCAAGGCAACAGGUGUCAAAAAAUGGAUUUACGAUGAAAUCAAAUCCUUGGCAGAAAUUGAAUUUAAAUUCUCAGAGAAAUGUACACCUUCGCAAUACACGUCCUUCUUAUCACAACAGAUGCAAGAAAAUUUACCUCCACAAAUGACCAUCAGUGGUAGUCAAUUACUCCGCAAUUAUGACCCCAAAUUAAUCAAUCAGCAUUUGGAUUUGUUAAGACCGGAUAAUUUUAGAUUGACUUUGGCUGCACAAGAGUUCCCCAACGGUGUUCAGUGCACCAAGGUCGAAAAAUGGUACUCCACUGAAUAUGAAGAUAUGCCUCUUGAACCUGAAUUCAUUUCCAGAUUGUCGGAUAUCACACUCAACGAGGAGUUCACUUUACCUGCCAUUAAUGAAUUCUUACCUUCUAAACUCGAUGUGAAUAAAUUCCAUGUGGAUACAAAGAAAACUGAACCUGAAUUAAUCAAAGAUACAGAACUUUCCCGUGUUUGGUACAAGCAAGAUGAUACCUUUUGGGUGCCCAAGACCAACCUGUGGGUCCUCUUUAAAAACCCAUUGCUUCAUGCUACACCUCGUAACGGAGUCAUGUUAGAGUUAUAUAUGAGUUUGUUAACAGAUUCUCUUUCCGAGUACUCGUAUAAUGCUGAAGUAGCGGGUCUGAACUAUUAUUUAAAUCAAGACACCAAAGGAAUCACUUUACAUGUGGGCGGCUACAGCGAUAAAUUACCUUUAUUACUGGAAAAGGUCAUUGAUAAAAUGAAGCACUUGCGUAUUGAACAAAGUCGAUUCGAUAUAUUCAAGGAUGAAUUGACACGAAGUUAUGAAAAUUUCUUUUUGGAAGCUCCCUAUCAACAUUCCGCCUAUUACCUGAACGAUAUUAUGUGUGAAAAACGAUGGAACUGUGAUGAUUAUCUUUUGGAGAUUAAGGAUAUGACGAUGGAAGAAGUACAAGCAUUUAUUCCUAUUGCUAUCAGUAGUUUACAUAUUGAAGGUUUCGUGCAUGGUGCUUUAGAAAAGAGUUCGGUCCUCGAGAUGUUUAGCAUGGUUGAAACCAUCUUACAACCACGUCCACUUCAACCCAGUCAGUUCAUUGGUGAACGGUCCUUUAUUUUACCCACUGGCAAGAAAUUCAUCUAUCAGUUGCCUGUACGCGAUGCCGACGAUGUCAACUCUGCCAUCAAUUACAAUACUCAUGUAUGCCACGUCAAAGAUUUGGGCCUUCGAAAUCGAUUAUCCAUGGUGGCCCAAAUUGCACAAGAACCUUGUUUCAACCAACUUCGGACAAGAGAGCAACUGGGCUAUUUGGUAUUUAGUGGUGUUCGUGGUCAGUUAGGUCAGUUGUCAUUCAGACUCAUUGUACAAAGUGAACGUGAUCCUACCUAUUUGGAAAAUCGUGUAUUGGAAUUCCUUGAAUCCUUGAGAGAGAUUUUAGCCGAGAUGACUGAAAAGGAAUAUCAAGCGCAGGUGGAUUCUUUGAUUGCAGAUACAUUGGAAAAAUACAAGAAUUUGUAUGAGGAGAGCUCAAAGUAUUGGGCUGAUAUUGAAUCUGGAUAUUAUGAAUUUGAUGAUAAUGUCAAAGAUGUGGAAGAGGUAAAGACUAUUACCAAGGAAUCCUUGUUGGCGUUCUAUGAUGCGCUCAUUAUGCCGAAUUCUCCUCAAGCAAGUACUAUUUCAGUCCAUGUCCAAUCUCAAAAGAAGCCCUCCACUAACAAGGAAGAGAAAGUCAGCAGAAACAUCAAUGAUGAUGACGAUGAUGAUGAAGAGGAAGAGGAGGAAGAAGACCGUUACACUGUAGACCAAUUGUAUCCUGUCUUGACGUACCUUAAAUUGAUUGAGAAGAAGACCUUUUCAGAAGAUGAUUUGAAGGAAAAGAUUACAGAAAAUGGUGGUGAUUCCAGUGUGCAGACGGAAGCAGGACUUGUAGAAUUCCUCUUGAAAAAAAUCAAGUUGGAUCAAAAGGAUGCGGAACAAGUCGUGGUUAAGAUGAAUCAAGGACCUAGUGGACUUUCCAGUCGUGAUCAUACACAACUUCCUGAGAACUGCAUCGUCAUCAAAGAUUUAUUUAAAUUUAAGCGCAGAAUGACUUUAUCUGUUGCUGCUGUACCAUUUUACUCAUUUUAAUCUUCUUUUCCUUCAUUGUACAUAAUAAAGUUAUUUCUUUUUUAUAAA